UAUCCAGUGAAAGUGAAAUGUACAACUGGCCUAUUAGUAGACCCACGUGUUGUGGCAUGUGUUUUGUAAAGCCUGCUGUCACUGUCUGUCUUUACAGACACCAAUAUUUAGACCUUAGCCAUUCUAUUUUAGAUGCAUUCCUCCUUGACAAGCUUGUCCAUAUUCAAGUGUAUGCUGCAAAUUAACUGAGGCACAUUCUCCAGUCUCAGUAAUGAGCACUGAACAUGUUAAUUGACCUAAAGUCUACAACAGCUGCAUCAUCCUCAAACAAUCCUCUCUUAUCCAGAUUUACUCUGACUGAAAUCUCAGGGGUGGUACCCCUAAGUCCUUGAACAAAGAGGCAAGGUGCCCCACUGUCAAUGCCUGGCUCAUUAUGCAACUGGAGUAUAAAACUCAGACCACAGACAGGAGCUUGGAGAUAUUUAUUUCGGGAAGCAGUUGAGGCAUAAACAAGGACCGAAGAGUGUUUGGUUAGCUACAUUAGCCCUUGUGAUCAGAGAGUUCAAGAUCUACUGAACCCAAAACUAUCAAAUUUUAUAAUUCAAAAUACAUGGAUUUUAUUUUGCCACACACGACCCCUGCUGAUGGUAUCCAAUGGGAGAAAAUUUUACCUCCCCUGAUUCCUCGACUGAAUGGAACCUAUGGACAAUACAACUGGUCUCCAAAAUUGCUUAUUGCUGAGACUGAAAAUGCCAGUUCUGAGGUGAACUGUGAUGACAAUGGCUUUACAAUUCAAGUUGAUGUUAAACACUUUAAACCAGAGGACCUGAUGGUUAAAGUUAUUGGAGACUUUGUGGAAGUGCAAGGAAGGCAUGAGGAGAAAAAGAAUGGGAGUGGACUCACAACACGGCAGUUUAAUCGUCGAUAUAGAGUUCCAAAAGAGGUGGAUAUAAUGGCUUUGGAGUCUGCUGUGUCUCCCAGUGGUAUUCUCAUCGUAUCCGCACCCAUUUUACCACCGGACAAUGUUCACGCUUUGAGCUAAUCUACACCCAACGAGAAUUAAAUGUUGUAUCCUCCAGUAAUCGUGGCAUAGGUGAUAAAUCUAUAGAAAUGUAGUCAACUUUGUACUACAUUUUGAGACUUAAUAGCAAUGUUUCAUUAAAAUUCUUGGCCACUGAUUGGAUCUUUUAUAACAUGAUUUUUUGUGUUGUUGAUUUAAAUGUGAUAUAGAAAUAAAAUUGUACUUAACAUUCCCUGAUGUUGGAUUCUAGUUCACUUGAACUCAAAAGGCCUCAAAAUGAGCAGAACUGAGUGAUGGGUGUUUUUAAAACAAGAACAACUUUAUAUUUACCAUCUUUGUUUAGAUUUAUCAACUGUGCCAGUAUGAGAGAAGGGUACUGUAUGUGAUUGUA
This is a messenger RNA of Periophthalmus magnuspinnatus, 1352 nucleotides long. RefSeq names its product heat shock protein, alpha-crystallin-related, b6 (gene hspb6). Bases 551 to 982 code for a protein of 143 amino acids. Gene Ontology annotation, molecular function: protein folding chaperone. The record is from RefSeq and is a predicted model, not a curated record. Lineage: Eukaryota; Metazoa; Chordata; Actinopteri; Gobiiformes; Gobiidae. The transcript is spliced from 3 exons. Gene Ontology annotation, biological process: response to heat; protein refolding.